Messenger RNA from Notechis scutatus (mainland tiger snake), 451 nucleotides. Lineage: Eukaryota; Metazoa; Chordata; Lepidosauria; Squamata; Elapidae. The record is from RefSeq and is a predicted model, not a curated record.
CUCUUCCUUCUUUGGGCCAGGUGCUGCAAAACACAUGACGACUGCUAUACUAACAUUGGAACAUCCAAAUGCAACCCCAAGUCGCAGAUUUAUAGUUGGAAAUGUGGCAGCGAUGGACCCACCUGCGGCUACAGGGGUGUCGUCGUCGUGAGAGCACAAUGCAAGCUCUAUCCCUUUUCAUCUAGGCGCGCAACUUCACAACGGGUAUUGAAAAGACACAGGGCUGCGUCUCGCCAUAGUGCAGCGUUUAUUUUGGUCAUGCCUCCCCCGAGGUUCACCAUUUCCUUCUUCCCUCCAGAUUCAAAAACGGGAUGUGAACGUUCUGUGUGUGAAUGUGAUGCCGCAGCAGCCAAGUGCUUUGCCAAAGCCCCUUACAACGACGCGAACUGGAAUAUCGACACCGAGAAACAUUGCCAAUGAUAUUUGAGAGGCUUCAGCGCAAGGACUGUGG